AUGGGAUCGAAAAAGUCGGCAACGGCGCAUUCGGUCGCAAUAGCAGGGUUCCACACGCUGCUCAAGCGGAUCGCGCAGUGCCAAGAUCCCAGAGAAAAGGAGCGCUUGCGACAGCAGAUGGACGAAACGUACGGUGGCCUCGAUGGGUAUCAAAAGGAAAGUCUCAAAGGGCGAGAUAGGCACAAUGCGGGAGAAACUGGCAAGUGGCUCGUGCAGCAGGUCGGACCGAUAUGGAAGGCAGAGCAAGAAGCAUCUGGCAAGAGACGGAUCCGGCUCCUCGACGUAGGAUCGCUAUCGGGCACGGCGUACCACAAAUACAAAUGGAUAGAUCCUGUUAACAUUGACCUCAGCCCACAAAGCGAAAGGGUGAUCAAAAGCGAUUUUUUCGACUGGCCGCUGCCGCAAAACGAGGCUGCUUGCUUUGAUUGCGUCGCCCUGAGCCUUGUUAUCAACUUUGAAGGAAACCUCUUCCGGCGCGGCAACAUGCUCCUGCACGCACACAAGCACCUCACAAAGGCUGGCUUCCUCUUCCUGGUCUUACCUCUCGCCUGCGUCGAGAACUCUCGAUACCUCGAUCAUGCACGUCUACGCGCGAUCCUCCACGCAUGUGGCUGGAACGUUGUCGAACAGAACGACAGUGCCAAGCUUACGAGGUGGUUGUGUCAACGGAGACAGGACCAAGCACAGGCAGGAUGGGACGGAACAUCAUUCAAAAAGGAGGAGAUUCGCAAGGGCCCGUCGUUCAACAACUUUUGCAUUCGCGUUGGACAGCAGGGCCGCGAGGAGAAGACGUGA
This is a messenger RNA of Tilletiaria anomala UBC 951, 795 nucleotides long. RefSeq lists its product as uncharacterized. Gene Ontology annotation, molecular function: rRNA (adenine) methyltransferase activity. Gene Ontology annotation, cellular component: nucleolus. Bases 1 to 795 code for a protein of 264 amino acids. The transcript has 2 exons. NCBI's taxonomy places the organism in Eukaryota, Fungi, Basidiomycota, Exobasidiomycetes, Georgefischeriales, Tilletiariaceae. The record is from RefSeq and is a predicted model, not a curated record.